Empidonax traillii (willow flycatcher) is the source of this 1902-nucleotide messenger RNA. RefSeq names its product adenylate kinase 4 (gene AK4). NCBI's taxonomy places the organism in Eukaryota, Metazoa, Chordata, Aves, Passeriformes, Tyrannidae. The record is from RefSeq and is a predicted model, not a curated record. Gene Ontology annotation, molecular function: ATP binding; nucleoside diphosphate kinase activity; AMP kinase activity. The coding region runs from base 136 to 708 and encodes 190 amino acids. The transcript is spliced from 6 exons. Gene Ontology annotation, cellular component: mitochondrion; cytoplasm. Gene Ontology annotation, biological process: nucleobase-containing compound metabolic process.
GGCAAGGGGACGGUGUGCGAGAGGAUCGCCCGCAGCUUCGGGCUCCAGCACCUCUCUAGCGGGCAAUUCCUGCGGGAGAGCCUCGGCGGCAGCGACGCCUGAGCUGACGGAGCUGCCCGCAAAAAGUGGGGUCUGAUGCCGCGGGUGCCGUGGGUGCGCUACAGUUUUAUCCCUGUGCCAGAAGCUGGUGUCUUGGCAAAGCAGUACCUUGAGCGAGGCCUUCUGGUGCCCGACCACGUCAUCACGCGUGUGAUGAUGACGGAGCUGGAGAAGCGGCGGGAGCAGCACUGGCUGCUCGACGGUUUUCCUCGGACACUGGGACAAGCCAAGGCGCUGGACAGGAUCUGUGAGCUGGACCUGGUGAUCAGCUUGAACAUUCCCUUCGAGACGCUGAAGGAUCGUCUGAGCGCCCGCUGGGUCCACCCGGGCAGUGGGAGGGUCUACAACAUGGACUUCAACCCCCCCCACGUCCAGGGCGUCGAUGACCUGACGGGCGAGCCUCUGGUGCAGCGCGAGGAUGACAGACCCGAGGCCGUGGCUGCCAGGCUCAGAAAGUACAAAGAUGCUGCAAAGCCUGUAAUAGAGUUGUACAAGAGCAGGGGCAUCCUUCACUCCUUCUCCGGCACUGAGACCAACAAAAUCUGGCCCUACGUGUACACCCUGCUGUCCAGCAAGAUCCCACCUGUUCUCUCAGACGAGGAGAACUAAACACUCAUGCCAAGGACCAGGAGUUCACCAUGGAUUUGGUUCCUCUGUGCAGUGCCAGGGCUGUGCUCAGAUUAGGUGAUGGUGUACUGGGUGCCAUUGGUGGGUACCAGUAUAGCCAGUGUCAGGGUGAAAAGAUCUUUGUUUAUAAGGUCAGGUUUGUUAGAAUAAGGGGUUUUUUUUCCUCUUUUGAGGUUAUAAAUUAUUCCUGCCUAUGGUCCAUCAUGGAUCAGUGAUGCAGACCCAGGUAAUGAUCAUUCCAGGUUUACACAGCUUGCCAUGGUGUCCUUGCCACCCCCUUCCAACCCCAGCCCCUGUUUGAGCCUACAAUGUGCCAUCCUGUUGCUCCACAGGACUAUUUACUGCUGAGUACUCUCUAGGUUGAGGUUUCUUUCCUAUAAAUUAUUUUAUAUUAAAUUUAUUUCUCAGAGAAAUAAAGCUCUAGAAAGUAACACUUAGCCCAGUGGGAGUUGGGGAGCAACAUGGAAAACGUGAAUACUACAAGGCUCUGAGAUGUGAAGAUCACAUUUCCAGCAUUAAUAUGCAUAAAAGAGGGAAAACACUGGAGGAAAAGCACACACUUGUACUCCUUCCAUAGAGAGAGAUGAAUUCCAUGUUAUAAAAAGCUGCUGUACAGUCUGUAUUUUUUGGAAUGCUGUGAGAUUGAACAGGAUCUGGGCUGGGAAUGAGUAGCACUCCUUUGUGCUUACCUUGUUUAUAGCUUCUAAUACUUCAAGAUAAUCAUGUUAUAAGAGUUUCUCCCAAAGAUUUAUGUGUACUUCAGUUCUGGGGAGAAAUCAACUCAUUCCAUCUUCUGUGCUGCCUUUGUCCCUGAGGUCUCCUGGCCAUGGGGGUUCCCUAAGCUCUUCCUGCUGUGGCUGCAGCAUCCCCGGCAAAGUGACUCCCUAUCCAUGAAAUCCCAGAGAUCCUUCCUUCCUUGGGAUGCAUCCAGGGGCUGCUGAGGUGUUUCCCCAUGAUUUACAGCACCAUUGGAAUGUGUUGGGGCCGGGCAGAGUCACUUUUCUCAACUGGAAGUACUGUCACCCUCUUUGCUGGUGGGAUACAGUACCUAAGCAAUGGGGACAUUCCCCUUGUCUCCUCGAGUUGCCUUAUUUUAUAGACUAUGUAUUUAAGAAAAAAAAAAAAAAAAGCAAGAUGUGUAUUUUUAAAGGUUUAAAACAAACAAAAAGUGCUGAA